AUGACUACACAAGAUAUACAGUCUGCUGACCUCGCCAGCUUCGAGGCUAUCCAGUCUUACGACUGGGCUGCUGACCGCGAAUUCCAAGCUGGUCUACAGUCGAUUCUGUCAACCGCAUCUUCUCCCGAGCAGGUGGCUACACUGACCAUACGAGCGAAAUGCUUCUUUUACUCAAAACAAUCCGGCCUCCCGAUUGACUAUGAUGCCUUUAACUCUUGGCUGGCCCAGAAAGCACCAGCAGCAGCAGUUCCUUCAACGGAGGCCGAGUCAACAUCAGUUUCGGCAGCAGCUGCCAUAACCCACCCUCAUCAACGAAAAGAUUCUGCCUCAAUCCUUGGCCGCCCUUCUGUCGAUACAACAAACCCUCUCGUCAACAGCGAGAACUUCCCAGCUAGUGCACCUUCGCCAUCUCUAGAAGAGAAUGACACGGAUUCCGCAACAGGCACUCCUACGCCCGGUAAACCAGAAGCACCAUAUCCAACCUCUUUCGCCCAUAUUGUCGAGCUUAUCACUACUGGACAGCCGAUUCCGGGGAUUAGAGAGAUACCGAAUGUGCUGAAUACGGCCCCACCUAGCGAAGCGACAAAGCCCAGGAGACUUAAGCCUUGGGAGAUUGCCGCCCAGAAUUUGGGUGGAAGCACUGAGAAAUCGGAGAGUAUACAAUCUAGUUGA
Molecule: messenger RNA, 672 nt
Organism: Morchella importuna
Lineage: Eukaryota; Fungi; Ascomycota; Pezizomycetes; Pezizales; Morchellaceae
Exons: 3
Coding region: 1-672 (223 amino acids)
Source: RefSeq, a predicted model, not a curated record